Molecule: messenger RNA, 495 nt
Organism: Pistacia vera
Lineage: Eukaryota; Viridiplantae; Streptophyta; Magnoliopsida; Sapindales; Anacardiaceae
Product: putative cysteine-rich receptor-like protein kinase 35
Exons: 4
Coding region: 1-495 (164 amino acids)
Biological process (GO): protein phosphorylation
Molecular function (GO): ATP binding; protein kinase activity
Source: RefSeq, a predicted model, not a curated record
AUGGGUAAGAGAGAAGGGCGCCAAGAAGUUGCUCACCCUGAGCAAGCAAACGGUCAAGCCCAGCAUGCCAGCAUGCCUGAUAAAAAUGGACAGAAAGGAUGGGUUUUAGAUCUCCGCACUUAUCUGGAUUCACGGAGAACCAAUCUUUGGACUCACCUCACUGCACAGGGGUCCAACUUAGGCCUGGGUAAGCCCAGGCCUACUCUCAAGUAUGCUGGAUCCGCCCCUGUUUAUAAGUACUUAAACUUUGUUACAGAUUCUGAGAGACGAUCACAACUUGAUUGGAAGAGGUGCUACAAUAUUAUUGGUGGAAUUGCUAGAGGACUUCUUUACCUUCAUGAAGAUUCUAGGCUUAAUAUCAUUCACCGGGAUCUAAAGCCAAGCAAUGUAUUGCUGGACAAAGAGAUGAUUGCCAAGAUUUCAGAUUUUGGUAUGGCAAGGAUUUUUGGUGAAAAUCAGAAUGCAGUUCAGACUAGGAGGAUAGUUGGAACAUAG